Messenger RNA from Callorhinchus milii (elephant shark), 642 nucleotides. Its product is annotated as endoribonuclease LACTB2-like. The transcript is spliced from 6 exons. The record is from RefSeq and is a predicted model, not a curated record. Lineage: Eukaryota; Metazoa; Chordata; Chondrichthyes; Chimaeriformes; Callorhinchidae. Gene Ontology annotation, cellular component: mitochondrial matrix. The coding region runs from base 1 to 642 and encodes 213 amino acids. Gene Ontology annotation, molecular function: RNA endonuclease activity; single-stranded RNA binding.
AUGGUACGAAAGAAGCUGAACAUGUAUACAUACAUACCGGUGCCAGCUCGUGCAGGUGCCGGCGUGCGGCUGUCGAAACUACCGCGAGUACCGCCGCGGCGCGAGGAGGUGUUGGGCAGUGAGGGCUUGGAGUACACAUUCCUGCGCGAUGGCGACGUCAUCACCACCGAGGGAGCCACGCUCCGGGUGGUGUACACACCGGGACACACGGACGACCACAUGGUGCUGCUGCUGGAGGAGGAGGGCUCAGUCUUCUCAGGCGACUGCAUCCUGGGCGAGGGCACGGCCGUGUUCGAGGACCUCUACACGUACAUGCGCUCGCUCGACCUGCUGCUCAAUCUCAAGCCCAAGCUCAUAUACCCCGGCCACGGGCCGGUGGUGCAGGAUGCGCAGGAGAAAAUCCGUGGCUAUGUGUCACACCGGCAGGCGCGCGAGCGGGCGGUGAUGUCCGUCGUCGGCGCCCACGCCGGGAAAGAGCUCUCGUUGGAGGAGCUCGUGCGCCUCGUGUACACGGACACUCCUGAACACUUGUAUAAGGCAGCAUCCUGGAACCUGCACCAGCACCUCAAGAAGUUGGAGAAGGAGGGCACAAUCGUCAGAGUGGGAGAAGGAGAGGAGGGAAAGUGGAAGAGCAAGCUGUGA